AUUCCAGAAGUCUACUAAACCAAUUGUGCGAAUUUAACAUUCAACGAGUGAAUGUCUCAUUACUCGGACCAUUUUCCCCCAGUUUCUCAUAGACAUAGUUGCCAUCCUCCUGCCUUCAUCAUGUGAACUCAUGGCUUGUGAUGCGUUUCCAGGUAAGGGAGUGAUCGAGUGCAGCCAUGUCAACGCGGCUGCUGUAGUUGUGUCUGGUGACAUUGGCACUCGCAUGCCCGCGUCUGCACUUUCGUAAAAUCUGGCUGCGUCAGGAUUCACCCCAAAGCUCCCUCGCCGCCGUCAUGGAUGAAGCGGAGGACGGCGAUGAAGACCACAAAGAGACUCGCAGGGGCGACAUCCUUGACUCUUCCUCCAAGAUGAAGACUGUAGCGCCAGGAGGGGGAGCAGCGAGCAGCAGGAUCUCCAACAACAAGGACUUCGCCUCAUGUGGACGCAGCACGGAAUCCGCCGCGCUCCUCGGACACGGAGACGCUUCCCGGAGCGGCGCUCAUUCUGACGGCGAGGAUGCCACCGGAAUGAGAUGCGUGAUCAACGGAGACUGCCGAAGAGACGACAGCGUGUGCUCAGUCCUCUCCAAGCUGGAGAAGCAGACAGGUGGAGGCUUCCCAGCAUCUGCAUGUCACUCCAGCACCUCCAGCAUGGACGGCUCGGUCACUCCUGCCGCCGCCGCCGCUCCUCCCGCGGACAAGAAGGACUCCAGGGUGUCCUUCUCCAGCGCCGCACCUGCGCACGGACCGAGUCCGAGCAACCCAGCGGGCAAUUCCGUCAGCUUCUCCAAGUCUGAGGAUGGCCAGAUCACGGCGGAAGAUGGGGAAGCCAGGGACAAUCAAACUUACAUGCAGAGGCAGUUUAGCGCCAUGCUGCAGCCCGGGGUCAACAAAUUCUCCCUGCGUAUGUUUGGGAGCCAAAAGGCAGUGGAGAAGGAGCAGGAACGGGUCAAAUCCGCCGGCAAUUGGAUUAUUCAUCCGUACAGUGAUUUCAGGUUCUACUGGGAUUUCACAAUGCUAAUGUUCAUGGUGGGCAACUUGAUUAUCAUUCCUGUGGGCAUCACCUUCUUCAAGGAGGAAACCACCACCCCUUGGAUUAUCUUUAAUGUUGUGUCCGACACAUUCUUCCUCAUGGACCUGGUACUGAACUUUCGUACGGGCAUAGUGUACGAAGACAACACAGAGAUAAUACUGGACCCUGAAAAGAUCAAGAAGAAGUACCUUAAGACGUGGUUCGUGGUGGACUUUGUCUCAUCCAUCCCGGUGGAUUAUAUCUUUCUCAUCGUAGAGAAAGGCAUUGACUCUGAGGUUUACAAAACGGCCAGGGCACUGCGAAUAGUGCGUUUCACCAAGAUCCUCAGUUUACUGCGACUUCUCAGAUUGUCCAGGCUGAUUCGUUACAUCCAUCAAUGGGAAGAGAUCUUUCAUAUGACCUAUGACCUGGCCAGUGCAGUGAUGCGCAUCAUCAAUCUGAUUGGCAUGAUGCUGCUGCUGUGCCACUGGGAUGGCUGUCUGCAGUUCCUGGUGCCCAUGUUGCAGGACUUUCCUUCGGACUGUUGGGUGUCCCUUAACAAGAUGGUGAACGACUCGUGGAGUGAGCUGUACUCCUUUGCCCUGUUCAAGGCCAUGAGCCAUAUGCUGUGUAUCGGGUACGGACGCCAGGCACCUGAGAGUAUGUCUGAUAUCUGGUUGACCAUGCUGAGUAUGAUCGUGGGAGCCACCUGCUAUGCCAUGUUCAUCGGUCACGCCACCGCCCUCAUACAGUCAUUGGACUCUUCCCGGCGCCAGUAUCAGGAGAAGUACAAGCAAGUUGAGCAGUACAUGUCUUUCCACAAACUUCCGGCCGACUUCCGGCAGAAGAUCCAUGACUAUUAUGAGCACAGAUACCAGGGAAAGAUGUUCGACGAGGAAAGCAUUUUGGAAGAACUGAACGAACCAUUACGAGAGGAAAUAGUCAACUUCAACUGCCGGAAGCUGGUGGCGUCCAUGCCGCUGUUCGCCAACGCAGAUCCAAACUUUGUGACAGCAAUGCUAACCAAGCUGCGCUUCGAGGUCUUCCAACCAGGAGAUUACAUCAUUCGUGAGGGAACCAUCGGCAAAAAGAUGUACUUUAUUCAGCACGGCGUAGUCAGUGUCCUGACCAAAGGGAAUAUUGGCAUGAAGCUCUCUGACGGCUCCUAUUUUGGGGAGAUCUGUCUGUUGACCCGUGGAAGACGAACUGCCAGUGUGCGGGCAGACACCUACUGCAGACUGUACUCCCUCUCUGUGGACAACUUCAAUGAAGUACUGGAGGAGUACCCCAUGAUGAGGAGAGCAUUUGAGACAGUAGCCAUUGACCGCCUUGAUCGAAUUGGAAAGAAGAACUCCAUCCUGAUGCACAAAGUACAACAUGAUCUCAAUUCUGGUGUUUUCAACAACCGUGAGAAUGAGAUGAUCCAGGAGAUUGUGAAAUACGAUAGGGAAAUGGUUAAACUGGUUAAACAAGGGGACAUGCAGAGGCCCAGGGCCAUGUCCAUGACUCCGUCAACUCAUGGGAGUAUGUUUGGACCUUCUAGUCAACCCUCUACAAGUUCUGCCAUUGCUACUCUCCAGCAAGCUGUUGCCAUGAGCUUCUGUCCCCAGAUGGGUAACCCUCUAAUGGGUUCUGGAUCUGUCCAGUCUCCCCGUAUGGUGCGGCGAUUCCAGGUCGUCCAGACUCAGACACCCCCAGGUUCCCAGUACUCAACCUUAGCCCGUGCCUCUGCUCUUGCAAGCACACCUGUCCAUAGUCCUCUGGCAACUACUGCUCGAACAUUCCAGUAUGGUUCAAGCCCCCCGGGUGCACCCUCAGGCUCCCAGUUAUCCCUUGUACAGCAACUUGUCCCUAGUCCCACACAUCGACCAGCAGUCCACAGGAGCACUCUCACCCAGGACGCACGUGCCCUUUCCGCCUCCCAGCCAUCCUUACGCCCAGACAUGAUUCAGCCAGUUGCCCCAAGUCCUCCCCAGUCUACCCGAGUCUCUUCUACUUCCAUCGGUCCCCCUCAGAACCUCCCAGGUCCCACUGGUCUUAGGGGAAGUAUCCCACCUAGAAUGGCACUAACACACCAAAUGUCUGUAGGUGCAUUUCCUCCUGCCUCCCUACCCCAGAUGAGACCUAGCUUGGAUUCAGGUCUUCCCAAGAAGGAUUCAAUAAGCAGCCUCCCAGAAACAGAACAACAUCACAUCAGAUCUAGAUUAUCUUCAAAUUUGUGACCUCAAUAGCGUUGGUGGUCUCUGCUUCAGUCAGGAACAUAUGGACCUUUGUUCUCCAAGAACUUCUCCCGAACCCUAGUCACACCUUUGGAUUUUACUCUCAGAAUGUAUGUGAUUGUGACUGGCCACAAGGGCAAACAAACCCUCAAAACUUUCUAGCAUAAAACAAACAUGUCUGUAUCAUUCUUACCGCAAUUGGGACAAUUGAUUCCAUUGUCUCAUGAUAUAAACAUCAAUGUAGCUUCCACCCUCACACUUUGCCUCUUUGAAAUGGUUUUCUUUAUUGUAGCUGUUCACAGAGAUUACAAAUGUACCCACACCCUUUUAUAUACUGUAGUACAAAUGAUGCAAGCUGAUGUGUGUCUAAAUACCGGGACUUAGCAGUUUGCUGCUGAUCACAAUGUAGGAGCUUACUUCCUCUUCUCAACUUGAACCGGCUAGACAUUAGAUAUAUAACCUAUAAUGCACAAAAUUAGAAUUGCUAUUGAAAAUAAAGGUGUAUUUGAUGACUUGAGAGCCCCAAACUGUUUUGAAAUGGGAUGUAUUCUUACUGGAACUGCUGUCUUUGUCUUAUUUUUUCAGACCAAAGUUGGGCCGAAGUAAAAUAUUAACAUGAGCUGACAUGCAAA
Messenger RNA from Danio rerio (zebrafish), 3862 nucleotides. Lineage: Eukaryota; Metazoa; Chordata; Actinopteri; Cypriniformes; Danionidae. The record is from RefSeq and is a predicted model, not a curated record.